This is a messenger RNA of Cannabis sativa, 2500 nucleotides long. Its product is annotated as probable cyclic nucleotide-gated ion channel 16. The record is from RefSeq and is a predicted model, not a curated record. Gene Ontology annotation, biological process: transmembrane transport; monoatomic ion transport. The coding region runs from base 207 to 2339 and encodes 710 amino acids. Gene Ontology annotation, cellular component: membrane. NCBI's taxonomy places the organism in Eukaryota, Viridiplantae, Streptophyta, Magnoliopsida, Rosales, Cannabaceae. Gene Ontology annotation, molecular function: monoatomic ion channel activity. The transcript has 6 exons.
AAAUGCACAAUAUUGUCAUUUCCUAAAUAUGUAAUACUAAAAGGUAAAACCAUUAAUUGGCGCGCAAUUUCCGUAAUAAUGUGAUGAUCAUCAUCCUAACAGAAAAAACAACCAAGAGACUUGUUCCUUUCAUUUACCAUUGGCUCAAAUCUCUCAAAUUCUUUCUCUUUCGAAAAAGAAUGAAAUAAUUCAUAAUUAAGGCCACGAUGCUCAGUUCACGUCCUUACACUGCGACAGCGGCUGCAACAGUCAUCUCGUCCUCCUCAUCUAAGUUCCGCCACUUUGUAAGGCCACCUCUACAGCCAUUAUCGACACUGAGGAAAAAGAUCCCUUGGUGGAACCAAAUUUUGGACCCUGGUUCAGAGGUUGUGGCCAAAUGGAACCAUGUGUUCCUCGUGACCUGCCUAAUCGCCAUGUUCAUCGACCCUCUCUACUUCUACUUGCCGGUCAUUGGCGGACCCGUCUGCAUGGAGAUAGAUUUGGGCCUUGGCAUCCUCGUCACCUUCUUCCGCACCGUAGCCGACACCUUCUAUUUCCUCCACAUUGUCAUGAAGUUUCGAACAGCCUUCGUCGCCCCAAGUUCUCGUGUCUUUGGCCGUGGCGAGCUCGUCACUGAUCCUUGGGCCAUCGCCGUUCGGUACCUCAAGUCUGACUUCUUCAUUGAUCUGGCAGCUUCCCUUCCUCUCCCCCAGAUUAUGAUAUGGUUUGUAAUUCCAGCAGUGAAAAAUCCGACAGCGGCUCAUGCUAAUCACACCCUAUCUCUUAUUGUUCUCGUUCAAUAUGUUCCUCGGUUUUUUCUUAUAUUUCCUCUAAACCAAAGGAUCAUCAAAACAACAGGUGCUAUAGCCAAGACUGCUUGGGCAGGGGCAGCAUACAAUCUCCUCCUCUACAAUCUAGCUAGUCAUGUUGUUGGAGCAUGUUGGUACGUAUUGUCGAUUCAAAGACAGUACCAAUGUUGGAAGCAAGAAUGUGACAAGGAAAUAAAUUUCACACAUUCUCCUUCGUGUCAGCCUAAAUUUCUUGAUUGCAAAAAUAUGGGCGACCCCGAGCGCAGAUUUUGGCUGCAGAGAACCCAAGUUCUUUCUAGCUGUGAUGCACUUAACGAUGCUAACAACUUCGAGUUUGGAAUGUUUGCUGAUGCUUUCACCAGUGAAAUUGCUUCUUCACAUUUCAUCGAAAAGUAUUUCUAUUGUCUUUGGUGGGGUUUGAGAAGUUUAAGUUCAUAUGGACAAAACAUUGUGGCAAGUUAUGCAAUCAAUGGUGAGAUACUAUUUAGCCUCCUUAUUUGCUCUGCGGGUCUAGUUCUCUUCUCACAUCUCAUUGGUAACAUGCAGUCAUAUUUGCAAUCAACAACGGCUAGACUGGAAGAAUGGAGGGUGAGAAGAAGAGAUACUGAAGAGUGGAUGAGACACCGUCAACUGCCUCUAGAACUACAAGAUAGAGUUCGUCGUUUCGUACAAUACAAGUGGAUUGCCACGAGAGGAGUCGAUGAAGAAUCCAUUUUACACGAUCUUCCUUUGGAUCUCAGGCGUCAAAUCCAAAGACAUCUCUGUCUUGCUCUUGUUCGUCGUGUUCCAUUCUUUGCCCAAAUGGAUGACCAACUCCUAGAUGCAAUAUGUGAGAGACUAGUGUCAUCCUUGAACACAAAAGACACGUACAUAGUCAGAGAGGGUGACCCUGUGAACGAGAUGCUCUUCAUUAUCAGAGGUCACCUAGAGAGCUCCACCACUGAUGGUGGACGCUCUGGUUUCUUCAACUCCAUAGCACUCAGGUCGGGCGACUUUUGUGGCGAGGAGCUUUUGACUUGGGCUCUCAUGCCUACUUCUAGCCUCAACCUUCCUUGCUCCACUCGAACUGUUCGGUCUAUAACAGAAGUUGAGGCUUUUGCUCUCCGGGCCGAGGACCUCAAGUUUGUGGCUAGUCAGUUUAGGAGGCUGCAUAGCAAGAGGCUGCAGCAGGCGUUUCGAUACUACUCCCAGCAGUGGAGGACUUGGGCGGCUUGUUAUGUACAAGUGGCUUGGAGAAGGUGGUGGAAGAGGAAGAUGGCGCAUGAGUUGACAAGACAAGAAGAGUUGUAUCAGUACUAUUAUUCGGACCAAGAAUAUUGUGGUGAUAAUAAUCAUGAUCAUGAUCAUGAUCAGAGCUGUUCAACGAUGGAUGAUGAUACUACCCAUCAGAGGCAACAACUUGGGGCUACUGUUUUGGCUUCUAAGUUUGCUGCAAAUACUAGAAAAACUGCUAAUAUUUCUCAUAAAGGAGUGACGUCUAAUCUUAAGCCUGAUGCUAUGCCUAAAAAGUUAUUUAAGCCUGAGGAUCCUGAUUUUUCUGCGGAUUUAUGAUUUAAGAAAAAGUAGACUAUAUAGUAAUUAGUUAUGUUGAUUUUCCAAUUAUAAAAAAGUUGGUAUUGUGAAGAACUUUUUUAUUUUUUUUAAUGAACAAAAUAAAUCUUGUACACCAAGCAUUGUAAUGUAGUGUAACAGUUAUAUUUUUUUUUUGAAAA